UUUUGUUAUUUUUGACUAUAUUAACCCUCCUCUCCUCCCAUUCUUGUCCAAUUAAAACUCUUCUAGAAGAUAAAUAGAUAAUCAAUUUGCAAAUCACACGAGAAUACCCAUCUCUAUCAAAACAAAUCAUCUCUAACUGUGUCUGACACACAAGUUUAACAUGCUUAAGGCAUUUUAAAGAAGGGGCAAAAAGGGAAUAUAAUAGAUAAAUGAUUUAUUUAGUUUAUUAAAGGAGAGUAGAAGAAAACGAACUUGAAGCGUGAGAAAUGAAGAAAUCUGGAAUUCUUGCAGCCUCUAUCUCUGCAGUCGCUUCCGCCACGGCCAUCUCCGCCGCGUCUACCAACACCUCCCUAUCAUUCUCUUUGCCGGAAACCAAUCUUUCCCGCCAGGAUUCAAAAGAAAAACAGAGGAAGAAGAAAGGUUCGGAAGAUGAAGGAGAUGAAAAGUUUGCUCCAAGGUUUGAUGGGUUAAGAUUCAUCGAGACGCUUGUUACUGCUCAUCGGUGACCUUUUCCAUUAUUCUCAUUUGUCAGAGUUUGCUAUAUUUUUUUCUCCAAUUGAUCAAAAAAACAACAAAAAUUACUGAUUUAAAUGUUUCUUUUUUUUUUCAUCUCAUUAUAGUAACUUUGGGUUAAUAUGUAACACCCUGGAAAACUUUAUACACCACCAAGAGGCAUGUUCCUA
This is a messenger RNA of Brassica rapa (field mustard), 683 nucleotides long. RefSeq lists its product as uncharacterized. NCBI's taxonomy places the organism in Eukaryota, Viridiplantae, Streptophyta, Magnoliopsida, Brassicales, Brassicaceae. The record is from RefSeq and is a predicted model, not a curated record.